Molecule: messenger RNA, 1451 nt
Organism: Malania oleifera
Lineage: Eukaryota; Viridiplantae; Streptophyta; Magnoliopsida; Santalales; Ximeniaceae
Product: photosystem I reaction center subunit XI, chloroplastic
Exons: 2
Coding region: 541-1215 (224 amino acids)
Biological process (GO): photosynthesis
Cellular component (GO): photosystem I reaction center; photosystem I; chloroplast thylakoid membrane
Source: RefSeq, a predicted model, not a curated record
AUUCAAAUUAUUAUAUGAAUGCUAAAAAUGAAAUAAAACGUCCAACAACUAACGACUAAUAAUCAAAAACUCAAACAACUUCAUCAAACGGAGAACGAAAGAUUAGAUAGCUGCAAGUGUAUUUCUAUCAUAUUGACUUGCAGUAGGAAUGAGACACAAGGAAGAAUAUUGAUUUUGUCGAAGUGAAAGUGCGUGCCCUCGGGUGAGCUAGGUGGGUUGCUUGGGUCGCUUGGGUCUGGGCUUGAAUAAUCCAAAUUAAGGUUACCCAAGUCAAACCGGAUCCAAUCAGAUAUAUUACAGAUCCGACCCAUUCCCAAAUAUCGGACCAAUUUGGUGGGUGAUUGAAUCCUUUGCAUGAAGUUUGGAUAAGAGAUAAGGCAAAGGAACAGCCACAGCCACAUCCACGGCCACGGCAACUGUGUGGGACACUAUCUGAUCUACUUCCUUCUCCUCCCCUUCCAACCUUAAUUAUUUUCUAUUUUCACUUUCCUUUAUCAGUAUCUGGUUCUCUUCGUAUCUGCUGUGUUAAGCGAGCUUGCAAUGAUGGCGAGUACAACAUCAGCUCCCAUGGCCAGCCAGCUGAUCAAGACUAACUUAUUCACUAGCACUACUUAUUCACCCAUCAAUAGGGCAGCAAUAGCGUCUCCCAGAGGCAUCUCCUCCUCUCCGCUCAAGCGAAGGAGACCCCUUUCCUUCUCCGUCAAAGCUGUCCAAGCCGAUAAGCCAACGUACCAAGUGAUUCAACCAAUCAACGGUGAUCCUUUUAUCGGCACCCUCGAGACGCCUGUGACGUCGAGCCCCUUGAUCGCAUGGUACCUGUCCAACCUUCCAGCGUACCGGACGGCGGUGAACCCACUUCUGAGGGGCGUAGAGGUAGGCCUGGCCCAUGGGUUCCUCCUCGUCGGGCCCUUCGUCAAGACUGGCCCACUUAGGGACACCCCCUACGCCGGAGGAGCUGGCUCUCUGGCCGCCGGCGGCCUCGUCGUCAUACUGAGCAUUUGCCUGACAAUGUACGGAAUUGCGUCAUUCAACGAAGGAGAGCCGUCGACGGCGCCGUCGCUGACGCUUACGGGGAGGAAAAAGCAGCCGGAUCAGCUGCAGACGGCGGACGGGUGGGCCAAGUUCAGCGGAGGGUUCUUCUUCGGAGGUAUAUCCGGCGUCAUCUGGGCUUACUUCUUGCUCUAUGUCCUAAACCUUCCCUACUUUGUCAAGUAGGCUUUUUCUAGCCUUGGCUUUUUUCGUUUUAAGGCUCUGCCGGAUUAAUGCAUGCUGUUAUGAAAUGGGAAGGUGUAUAUUAAUUAAUUUGAUGACCGCUUUGUACCAAUUAAUUAUUGCACUUGAAGCUUUUUGCUCUCCAUGUAAGCAAAAUUGUAUGGCAUUCUAUCUUGACUAGUUGGUAUUUAUGUAUCUAAACAUAUUUUUUAUUUAAAAAUAUUACAUUUUAGUGUGUA